This is a messenger RNA of Eupeodes corollae, 1971 nucleotides long. Its product is annotated as 3-[(3aS,4S,7aS)-7a-methyl-1,5-dioxo-octahydro-1H-inden-4-yl]propanoyl:CoA ligase-like. The transcript has 3 exons. Gene Ontology annotation, molecular function: medium-chain fatty acid-CoA ligase activity. Bases 227 to 1900 code for a protein of 557 amino acids. NCBI's taxonomy places the organism in Eukaryota, Metazoa, Arthropoda, Insecta, Diptera, Syrphidae. Gene Ontology annotation, biological process: fatty acid metabolic process. The record is from RefSeq and is a predicted model, not a curated record.
CCUUGAUUUUUGAAUUGGUUGAUGCAUUAUUUUAUUUAAAGAAACAGAUGUUUAAAAUUUAAAGAAAAAUUGUUUCAGUUUUGAAAUAAUUUACUGUUGAUGUGUUGUGAUUGUUAAAUUUUUUGUCUUAAUUGGAAUCAAAGUGAAUCUUACCAAUUUAAAAACAUAAACUAAAAACUAAUUUGCCGACAGUUUUUAAAUUUAUAUACAUUAAAAAAAAAAAAAUAUGGGUACUCAAUAUAUUGAAUCCGAAAAACUAUGGCGUUCCGAAAAGUUGAAUAUAAAUUUCAAAAACCUCGGUCAGACUAUUUUGGAAAAACUUGCAGAGUGUUGUGAAAAGAAUCCCAAUCGAGUGCUGGAAGUUUAUCAUGAAAAUGGAAUACAAUUAACUGUUAAAGAUAUUUAUCUUCAAACUAUAAUUGUAGCUCAAAAUCUGUUGAAACUUGGUGUGAAGACGGGUGAUAGAGUUAUAUUUUUCUCAAGAACAAAUGAGAAAGUAACACCCAUUGUAUUCGCUUGUUAUGCUAUUGGAGCCGCUAUUAAUUUUUUUGAUAUACAUUUUGAAGAUGAUGCAACCAUUUACACCAUAGAACAAAUUGAUCCUGUCAUGAUUCUAUACGAAGAAGAUUUCAAGGCUAAAAUUUCAAAAACAAUAGAAUGUGGACGUCUUUCGCAACUGAAACAUGCCUUAAGUUUGAAUUCGACAAACUCAUCAGUAGACGAAGUUCUCUUUAAAUCCAUCGGCGUGAAUGCAGAACACUUUCAACCACCUGAUUUAGGUGAUCCAUUUAAAUUACCAGCAAUUUUAGCUUUUACAUCAGGCACAACAGGAAUGCCAAAAUUAUCCAUACACUCUCAGGCCAUGGUACUUCAAGGCCUCUACAAUGGUUGGUGGCACCUUUGGCCAGGUAGUGUUGUCUGCAUUUUUUCCGAUCUUCGUUGGAUAUGUCAAAUUGAAAUUAUGUUGCAACCUGUAUUCUACGACGUCAAACGUGUAUUUUGCUACAAACAAGAAAAAGCCAUUAGUUCUAAGUUGCAGUUCGAUAUUAUUCACAUCCAUGGCAUAACCCAUUGUUAUGCCAUGCCCAUGAUUUUAUUAGAUAUGUUGAAUUAUUUAGAGCAAUUGGAAGAUACUUCGUGUUUCGAAUGUAUGAAAUCAUUGCUCUUAGUUGGCGAAGUUGUGUCUGAUGCAAUGGUUAUGAAAUCGAAUAAGAUCCUGCCACAUUGCAAGAUCAUCCAGUGCUAUGGUAUGACAGAGCUUCCGGGAAUGGUUGCAAGCAAUGAGUUUGUAAGCCCACCAAACUCGAAUCGGAUGAUGUUAAAAAAUGGUUUUUCGGUGAAAAUCAUAGAUGAGGAUGGGAAAUCAUUGGGACCUAAUGAAAAAGGACGACUUUUGUUUAAGGCUGAUGAUGCUCCAAUACUUGGUUAUUUCAAAAAUGAAAAUGCCAAUAAGUUGGCAUUCACUGAGGGAGGAUGGUUUGAUACGCAUGACUAUGCAAUUAUAGAUGAACAUAAUUUGCUCACUGUUAUAACACGAGAGAGAUUUUUAAUCAAAUCUUCAGGAAUAACGAUUAUUCCAAAAGAUAUUGAGGACAUAGUCAAUAGUCAUGAAACUGUUUAUACAUGUGCCCUGAUUGGCCACCCAAAUCCUGCUAAAUUAAAUGAUCAAAUGGGUACAGUAUUUGUAGUAUUCAAAAACAAUAUAAGUGUGGAAAAGUCUAAUAAAAUAGAGAGUGAGCUAAAGCAAAUACUUAAAAUUAAACUAACAAAAAAUCAAUUGGGAAUUGUUAAAUAUUUGAAAGUUCUUCCAAGUAUGCCUCUAACAAAAUGUUGUAAAACAAAUCGAAAAAUUUUAAUAGAAUUAGCUUCAAAAAUGUCCUCAAAAUAUAUACUAGGGUAGAGGAUUUAAUAUUUAUGUAGAUAUAAUUUAGUUGGCCUGUUUGCUGGUUAAGUAUUUGUGUAAAGGAUAAA